UGUGAUUGUUCGCCUUCUAGUCUAAUUAUAGAGAUUAAUCACGUGACCGAUCUAACCAAUAAUAAUCUAUCCCAGCCACGCUAUGUUACUAACCAAUCGGCUUAAGUUAUAAGACCACGUGAGCCCUUUGGCCAAUCAAUAUUGAUAUUGGCCAUUAUGCGCUCGGAUUUUCUACUUACAACUGCUAAUUCAAUAAAUUGAGAUUAUUUUCAAUAUUUACGCGUCUUAACGAUGAAACGUGGGGGAAAACGUAGCAGGACGGCUACAUUGAGCGCCUGUCCCUGCUGCGAUGGGUCUACAGCCACCCCCAAGCCUUCUAAAAGGUCAAAAUCGUCGGCGCCUAAUGAGGAGCCGGCCCCGGUCACAGUUGAAGAGCUCGCCAUUCCCGAUGCACCGAGCAGACGGCUGGUUAGUGCUACCACAUCCAUGGUUCCCUCCCCUGCUGGUCAAAUCCAAAAUCAACACUGCUCAGAGGUUCGGCAGGACACGUCAGCUGUCCAUCAGCCACUUCCCCUUCCACUCCCAUUGGGACGUCCAGGCCUAAAUGCGGAACCGGCCAUGCCUCUAGUGGAUUAUGACAGCGACUCAUCAAGAUCAUCGGAUGAGGACCAUGACCUGACUUUUCAUCAGGCUGUUCGUUCACAUGGGGCGGACCUUCUACAAGGUACGGGCAUGUUGUAUGCUGAACCGAUCAGUACCCCAAUUAUCAGCCAAGUUAAAAAGUCGGUGUGCAAAGACAUCUGGAAAAACAAAUAUGUGGACUUGGCCCUUCUACUACCAUCGGCAAUGUCUGGCCAGGCCACCCAAUAUACCCUACAAAUGGAUAGAAACGCACAAAUAUCCAUAACACCUAAAUCAAGCUCAAGGAAGAUAACCAACAUUGAGCUCUGGACAACCGCUUUCCUCCGCUUUAUAGCGGUUUAUACGUUAAAGUUCCCGGCAGAGACUCAAGCUCUGCUAAAAUAUGCAGAGAUCGUUAGAGACCUUGCAACCCGUCGUCCGGGCUUAGCAUUUUCGUAUUACGACAACCAUUUCAGAAUCCUACGGGAAACUAUUCCACUUCCAUGGGACCGACUCCAUACGGAGUUUUGGCUCAUGGCAAGCACGUUGGCCCCCUCCAUCCCCUCUUUUCGUCCCCAAAGACCCACCCCAAAACCAUCGUCGCCAGUCAAAAGAUUCCUUGACAAAACCUGCUUCCAUUAUAACAGACGCUCCCUCUGCCACGUCCCUUCUUGCCCACACCCCCAUGUCUGCGGCUUUUGCAGGGGUUCACACCCAGCUUACGAAUGCUCCUUCUUCUCAAAGGAACACGCUGCCAGAGCCCCCUCCACCCCCAAACCCGCUGCACAGCAUAAACAAGCCAAAUAAAACAGCUGUGGUUACCCCUAUUUACAUUCAUAAACUCUCCCAAUUUCUGUCAGGUUACCAAUGGGCUAACUAUUUGAUAGGUUUU
This is a messenger RNA of Dreissena polymorpha, 1453 nucleotides long. RefSeq lists its product as uncharacterized. NCBI's taxonomy places the organism in Eukaryota, Metazoa, Mollusca, Bivalvia, Myida, Dreissenidae. The record is from RefSeq and is a predicted model, not a curated record. The transcript is spliced from 2 exons. The coding region runs from base 232 to 1368 and encodes 378 amino acids.